Molecule: messenger RNA, 731 nt
Organism: Volvox carteri f. nagariensis
Lineage: Eukaryota; Viridiplantae; Chlorophyta; Chlorophyceae; Chlamydomonadales; Volvocaceae
Exons: 6
Coding region: 194-595 (133 amino acids)
Cellular component (GO): oligosaccharyltransferase complex
Source: RefSeq, a predicted model, not a curated record
AUGAAAACUUUGACAUGUUGAAGAGCCCAUAUUGAUGUGGUAAUUGCAGGGGCAUUUCUCUGUGUAAUUCUUUAUUCUUAGUAUACAUAAGUACGUGAUCCAAGGUGUAGCCUAAGUGUUUCAAGAGGUACAUUCUCGGUAGCAGGACGGAACCAGAGAACGGUUGACGCAGGGCUAAAGAUCAGUGUACGCCAUGGCGCGUUUCUCAUCAUUGGAGGAGCUUCGGCCCUCUCCCAUGUUCAUAUGUGCAUUGGUGUUUGUCAGUUAUUUCUUCGUCACCGCGGGAAUAGCGUAUGACAUCAUCAAUGAGCCGCCUGCUGUUGGUGGGCAAACGGAUCCGGUCACAGGGGCCGUGAAGCCCAUGACAUUUAUGCCGUACCGGAUGAACGGCCAAUUCAUUCUUGAAGGCCUCAGCGGUGGAUUCUUCUACACCCUCGGAGGUGUCGGCAUUAUCUUACUGGAUCUCAGCCGCGACAAGAACAAGAGCGUUUUGUUUCGCAAUUUUUACCUGCUUCUGGGCUUCGCGGUAACAGUCCUUUCGUACUUCGUCUGCCAGGUAUUCAUCAGGAUCAAAAUGCCUGGAUACAUGCGUUGACCCAACGCGAGGUCAGCUGCCUGAUCAUAAUUGCUGGGUAUGCAAUGUGAGCGCUCGCCCUGGCGCAUAUCACUGCCUAAUAUUAUACAACUGUAAUCGCGUUAUGUGACCUGGAGCCAAAGCCUCGUUAUGUUGC